Molecule: messenger RNA, 2649 nt
Organism: Striga hermonthica
Lineage: Eukaryota; Viridiplantae; Streptophyta; Magnoliopsida; Lamiales; Orobanchaceae
Source: the annotation of a GenBank genome assembly
AUGUUCGUGCCGGGUAUCUUCACAGUUAGCGGCGAGGCGGCUUCAUUCCGGCAAUACAUUCCGCAGCAGGUAAAACAGACAAGUGGCGGCAGCAGCAGCCUCUGCGACGGAAGACGGUGCGCAUCUUCCAUCCGGGGCCGGCGGAGAGGAAGCGAGGGCUGCGAGAGUCUAGACCGGUGUGCGACGACGCGACUGACCUUUGUAUGCAUGUUUGGAAGGAAGUCUUAUGAAAUAAAGUUUAAGAAAAUGCUCGUUUCCGAGUACUUUCUUCGUGAAAAAUCGAGGCCGAUAUUGCAGGAAAAUUUCCCCUUCAACCCGACAGUCAUGGAAGACGAUGAAUCUCUGAGAGUGGUCCCUUUUCAGCUCCAAUUUGACAAACCAGUAGCUUAUCAGAUUAAGAUCGCUGAAUGGAAUCCGGAGAAGGAUUUGCUAGCCAUGGUUACCGAGGACUCCAAGCUUCUUCUCCACCGGUUCAAUUGGCAGAGGCUUUGGAUUACAUCCCCUGGGAAAUGCAUUACUGCUAUAUGUUGGCGUCCUGAUGGUAAAGCAAUUGCUGUGGGCCUUGAGGAUGGAACCAUUUCAUUGCUCCAUGUGGAAAAUGGAAAGCUGCUGAGGAGUAUGAAGUUCCACAGUUCAUCUGUUGUCUGCCUCAACUGGGUGGAAAGUCGGGAAAAGAUAGUGGGUGGAAAUCGUAACAAUUCAUCAUAUGAAGACCGAACUGCUCGUUUUUUCCCUUCUGCUCCAAGAGUUCCUCGCACACCUGGAAUUAUACCAGGAGAUAACAGUGGGUUGAUGGAGAUAACUGACGACUCAUUCCAAGAACUGCUUGAUCCCUCACAUCAACAGUUGGACAUCUUAUGUAGUGGGGAUAAAGAAGGCAGAAUUUGUUUCAAUAUAUUUGGUAUAUUUCACAUUGGGAAAGUUAACAUACAUAAUCUUGCUUCACGAAGUUCUCUUGAGGAGAAACAUGUUUCAUGCCAACUCACUGAUGCUUCCAUUUGUAAGGUUACAUUGUCAAGUGAUCUACGUCAUAUCAUUGUCUUGUGCUCUGGUGUAGUUACUGAAGAUGGGUCAGAAGGAAGUGAAAAUCAAAUAUCUGGAGGAGAUAUAAGUGUUCUCCAUUCCUUAGUCCUCGACAGUACAGUUUUUCAGAGCAGGAAAAAUGAGCUUCACCAGGUGGCUCAACAAGCUUCCAAUGUGGAGCAUAUGAUGGAAGUAAUCCAAAGAUCACUAGAUAUUAUGUCCAAGCAGUGGUCAGAUGCCAUGCAUUUGUACCAUGAAAAAUUCAAUGCUCUAUCUACCCUGAUCACUGAUCACGGACUUGACUCGAGUCCUCAAGAAGAGUUCCUAAGCUUGUUAGGUGGAGCAAGGACAAGUCCACCAGUUCAUCAAUUUUUGGUUAAUUCUCUUGGUGAAGCGGGAAUCAAACGGACAGCAAAGGUUGUUUGUGCGGCAGGAAAAGAGCUUCAGACGAUUGUUCUUAACAAUUUACAGCCUGCUGCAGAAAUUAUUGCAUUCAGAAUGGGAGAGUUAAGAGGGCUUUCGAAAUGGCGUUCAUGUUUUCGUGGAAUUGGAUUGGAUGAGAACUUGAUUGAUCAUGCAACUGAGAAAUCUGGGAUGUUGCUUGUACAAAUCGAAAGAUUUAUCAGGAUUUUGUCCUCCGUGGUGCAGCAGUUUUCGAACUUUUUCAAUUGGCUACUAAAAUGUGUGAAGGUCCUCAUGUCUGAACCAAGCGAUCAACUUCUUCCCUUCAGUAGUGAACUUGUUAUCAUAUUUUUGAAGUUCCUGUACGACCAAGAUCCAGUUGGUGCCUUGCUGCAAGAUUCUGAAUCCGAUCAGAGCAUUGGAGUUGACUUGGAAACAGAUCAGAGAAUCAGGGAAUUAACUCUUUUCGGAGGGUUCACAGAUUGCGAGUAUUUGAAAAGGACAUUAGCUGUGGAAUUUCAACAACUGCAGUCAUGUUUCAAGGAGGCCUUGGAGAUGCCACUCACCACAGUUUCUAAAAGGAUACUUUGUAAAGGCAUUUUGCCGCUUUUCCCUCCACCUUCACCAAAUUUGAAGUCCUCUUAUUUUCCAGUUUCAGUGUCAUUCUAUCAGGAAACUUCUCACUCGGAAAUUCCCAAUCAGGGACUCACCGACUAUACUUGUUUUAUGGUGCCUGAUGAGACUUUCCCAGACAUCUCAAAUUGCAUUGGCAUUGUAAGGGGGCUCAUUAGUGAUUUGGAUAACUUCAAAAGUGGCAACAGUUCUCUAGAGAUUGCAGUAUUACGUGUUCCUGACGAUUAUAACUGCGUGGAUCUGUCUCUGUAUAAAGAAGAACAGAUUGUGUUGCUAUUAAACCAAGAGACAACAGAUCCUGAGAGCUCAGGAAAUGCUUGUAUGAUGAUUAUACAAGCAUCCAACCUCAAAUUUCGACCUAUUUCAAGAUCAUCUGUUAUCGACUCUUGGAAUCCUCAUGAACUUCUGGAUUCUGUUAUGCACCUGCAAAUGGAGAAUGAAAAAGUUCGGGAAAUUUCUCACUCGGUGGUUGCUCCAUUGGCGGUUAGCGCAUCAAGAGGCGUGGCUUGUAUUUUUGCUGCAAAAAAGCGUGCUUUGGUGUAUAUCCUAGAGGAAGAUGAAGAUGAAGAUGAAGGUACAGAUUCAGAAUAA